This is a messenger RNA of Triticum turgidum subsp. durum (durum wheat), 1611 nucleotides long. The record is from the annotation of a GenBank genome assembly. NCBI's taxonomy places the organism in Eukaryota, Viridiplantae, Streptophyta, Magnoliopsida, Poales, Poaceae.
AUGAGGCGGGUGGCGCCGGCGACCGUCGCUUCUGCCCACGGAGACGGAGGUGUCCACCAAGGCCUCACCCACCACGGAGAUGCCCACGCCUCGCCCACCGCGACGCACGGUUGCGCCUGCCCCUGCCGCCGCGGCAAGGCCACCGCCCACCACGCCGUCGCCGGCAAUGCCGGGGGCAACGCCAGCCGCUCGCCGGAGGCCAAAGCCCCCGCCUUGCCGCGGAUCUGCAUCUGGGACUCCGCCGGCGACGGCACCAAAGAGAAAGAGGCCGCCGUCUCCGUCUCCGUGGCGUGGCCGGACGAGGCCGCCACCCCGCGCACCAAUCCGCCGCCGCAACGGUGGAGGCGGCCCGGGAAGACCAUCUCCAAGGGCCACCGGAACUACCACCUCAUGCUCAACCUGCAGCUCGGCAUCAGGCACGCGGUGGGGAGGUCGGCGGCGAGGCCGAUGCGGGAGCUCAGCCGGGCCGACUUCGAUCCCCGGGACAAGUUCUGGACGCGGUUCCCGCCGGCGGGGUCCAGGACCACGCCGCCGCACUCCUCCGACGAGUUCCGGUGGAAGGACUACUGCCCCAUGGUCUUCAGGCACAUGAGGAGGAAGCUGUUCGGCGUCGACCCGGCGGACUACAUGCUUGCCAUCUGCGGGGACGACGCCCUGCGGGAGCUGUCGUCGCCCGGGAAGAGCGGCAGCUUCUUCUACCUCACGCACGACGAGCGCUUCAUGAUCAAGACCGUCAAGAAAUCCGAAGUCAAGUUGCUGAUCCGGAUGUUGCCGAGCUACCACAAACACGUUAAACGGUACAACAACUCCCUCAUCACAAGGUUCUACGGCGUUCACUCGGUGAAGCCAUAUGGUGGGCACAAGGUACGGUUCAUCGUAAUGGGCAAUCUGUUCUGCUCGGAGCACCGGAUCCAUCGCCGUUACGACCUGAAAGGCUCCUCCUACGGCCGGAAAUCCGACAGGUUUGAAGAAGAGACCGGCGAUGCAACCACACUCAAGGAUCUGGAUCUCAACUUUGCGUUCCGGAUGCAGCGCUCUUGGUAUAAAGAGCUUCAUGAGCAACUUAGACGAGAUUGCGCGUUCUUGGAAUCGGAGGGCAUCAUGGAUUACAGUCUAUUGGUUGGAGUUCACUUUUGCGAUGAUAUUGUCCCUGCAUCAAAGAUGGCAUCAUCUACUUUUACUACUUUUACUAAGCUUUCAGCCAACAUGCUGUCGGCAUGCCAAAACAGCGUCAGCGUGUCUGAGCCGUGCCUCUCAGCUAAAGAUCUGGACAAGAUGGCCGAUCACCUGAACUUCAGGAAACCAUUGGCCAGACUGGGUGCACACAUGCCAGCUCGAGCGGAGCGCACAUCCAUGAGCGACAUCGACCCUUUCCCCUCUGGUGACGGGGGAUUCUCGUCUGGCCGGAGCAAGAGCGGGGGUGAAGCCUACGACGUCAUCCUCUACUUUGGGAUAAUCGACAUCCUCCGGGACUACGACAUCAGCAAGAGGCUGGAGCACGCAUACAAGUCGCUGCAGACGGACCCCAGCUCGAUCUCCGCGGUCGACCCCAGGCUCUACUCGCAGAGGUUCCAGGAUUUCAUGGGCAGGGUUUUCAUCAAGGAGUGCUAG